AUGGAUGAUUACCUCCCCCGCAUGCUUUUAUUUCCCCCUCAUCCAGCGCCCUUGGUACCUCUUUCGGAGUCACAAUAUGAUGACGGUAUUACAUCACAAAUCGACAUUUUAAAGAAGACGCCGGAAAAGACUUUGUUACAAUCCACCUCCGGUGGUGAAAAUCCUUUAGAUGUCAUUAACCCCUCAUUGAACACAGUUUCAUACAUCUACCUUUUGAAUGCUCAUAUCGCUGCAGCUGCUAAUAAGAACGAGAGGAACCUCAACUACGACGAAUUAUGGGAUAAGGCGGCAGGUUUCUUACAUACUUUCGAUGGAAGGCAGAUUCGAUAUCUUGGUGACGAGCUAUUUAAAGUUAUCAGCUUUGUAGCUUCAUUUGCUUCGCAAAAUCGCCAGCCAGGCGCCGCCAUCCCACCAAUCCGAGAAGCUGUACUUCGAAUCGAUCCUUCAGGCUCAGUCCUUACCUCAAAUCAUUUGUAUCUUGUUCGAUUGGCUCUCCAAACACGAUAUUUCGAUGGCGUCACUGAACUUAUUGACAAACCUGUCCUUUACAUACCUGCUAUAUCUCCAGUAUCAUACACAAAGUUUCCUUGCGAAGUCGACUUGCCAGCACAUUCCUAUGUCACUAUUAAAUCGAGCUUAUCUUCUAAACUGAAGCCCCUCGAAGUUCUAGAGUACUUCUUUUUUAGCGGAUCAAUCUACAUUGGCUUACAAAGAUGGGAAGCUGCAUUAGAUAUGUUGGAGAAUGCUAUAACAUACCCAGUAAUUGAAGGUGGUGUGAGUCUUGUUAUGGUUGAAGCAUAUAAAAAAUGGUUACUGGUUGGACUCCUCCAAUAUGGAAAGGUUCUCCAGCUCCCAAAAACUACCUCUUCUUCUGCCGCCAAAGUAUACCAUGUUAUUGCGAAACCAUACGAAGCUGUUGCCGGUAUUUUUGAAACUGGAACAGCUUCUAGACUAAAGAGCGAGAUUGAGUACGGCCAAGGAGUUUGGACCGAUGAUGCCAAUGUCGGCCUAAUGCUCCAUGUCCUAAGCGCCUAUCAAAAAUUUCAAAUACGUCAUCUCGCCGAUGUCUAUUCGAAGAUUGGAGCUGCGGACAUUAUGAGCCUCACGACGAGUGCAGAAACAGGCGCAAAGUUGACUUCAAUCAAACAAAUUGAAGAUCUUCUGCAAAGCAUGAUCGCCGACGGUACCUUACCUGCAACCAUGAUUCGCGAUCAAUCUGGACAGGCAGUUCUGACAUUCUCACCAGCCGGACGUGCCCUUUCAGAAGCCCAGGUUCAAAAAGAAUUAGUGGCAUCGACUCAACGUAUCCAAUAUUUAGCCAAGCAAAUUAAAAUCACAGAUAGGAUAUUGACACAUGAUAAGCGAUAUAUUGACAGUGCUGUGAGGGCUAAGUUGAAGACGAAGGCUGCUGGUACAUCAGGGGAGGUCAUGGACUGGAAUGCUGCAACUGAGGACGAGGAUUUAAUGACGGAGAUGUAUUGA
This is a messenger RNA of Sclerotinia borealis F-4128, 1482 nucleotides long. Lineage: Eukaryota; Fungi; Ascomycota; Leotiomycetes; Helotiales; Sclerotiniaceae. The record is from the annotation of a GenBank genome assembly.